GUAUCGGAUUCCAUCAGUGAAUGAAACUGCUAGCCAGAGUGGCGUUGGAGAUGCCUUUCUUGCACUUUUAAAGCUUUUUAGCAAAAGCACUGAGAAUCCUCCCCUGGAUGAGUGCUUGCAUCCGUGGUUAUCGUCGCAAAUGUAGUAGGGGUUGCGUUAAUGCAGGUUAGGUCUCCAUUUCGAUGUUCGAAGUGUCAUGCGAUUCCAUGGACAAUUAAUUGAGAAUUCUCAGUGUUUGGGUUGUUGGUUGGAGUGGUUGAUCGAGUAAGUAAAGGCAAUGGCGAUGGCGGAGUCUCCUCAUGAAUACGUGGACCCAAGUGAUAUCACAAAGGAGGACGUAAUAUCUGCAUUUCUCCAGACCAUUCAAAGAACCAUAAAUUGCUUGUCAGCCGAAGAAGCGAAGAUACGAAGAACUGCAAUAGAAAGACUACACAUAUAUUUGCUGAAAGAUGACGCGGCAGGAUCAUUGCCUCCAGCGGAUGUUUUACAGUGGUUUUAUUACGGUUUGCAGGCUUUAUGGGAUGGACACAUUCUAGAUAGAGUAAUGCGUUGCGUUUGUGAUCCCACUGAGAAAUGCAGAGAGGUUGCCAUUCAACUUAUCAGGGAAGUGGCCCAGUCGCUUACCGAGGUAGACUUUACCUUGAAAGAAAUUGUCCGCGUUAUGGCUUUAAGGAUGGGACAGGCACCAGUAUUGGAAGACUCCGAGGAGAUACGCUUGCAGCUAUUCUCACUCUUAAAUGACAUUCUGCUCCCAGAGUGCGAGAUUUCGUCACUGCAAACUAUUAUUGAUCCUCUGCAUAGGAUAUUGACUGUGACCCUUUAUGAUAAUUUUCAUGAGGUAAGAAAGAGCGCUUGCAGAGUUCUUGUCACAACGGCGAACCGCGACCCAGAUGUGUUUGGGAACAGGAUCGGGACGUUACUCAAAGCUCUCAUCCCUUGUCUCAGUCAUUCUCACUCGCGAGUAAGAAUUGCAGUCUUCCAAGCGAUUGAUGCCAUGGUGCAAUGCGGGCUUACUGCAAGUGUAGUGGCUCAGCAGUUAGCUCCUGGAAUUAAAUUCUUGGCGUUCGAUCAUACCACCACUGUCAGAGAGCUGUUUUUUGCCAGUGUUGCUAACUGGCUCAAUUACAACUUGAGAAAAAUGAAUGACGAGGAGAUUCGCGAGUGCAUCAUUGCUGGAAAAGUCCCACGCUUCCACAUCGCAGAGCUUCUACCUCUUUUAUUGCUGGGUUUAACAGAUGAAUGCCUUGAUAUAGCCAGAUCAACUUAUGAGAAAAUUGAAGGCGUUGGCGAGAUCUAUAAGAAAUUUAUCGACCAACUAAAUAAAUUUAAGGCCCCACAGGGGAGAGAGGACGUAUCCUUGAAGUCCCUAGAAGAAGGUGGAAAAUUCAUCGAAGUUGUGCUCGGGGACCGUGAUGCUGGAAAGUCCACCUGGGCUGACACGCUGAUUCUAGGUAGUGCAAUAAGGGAGGUCCCUAUUGCAGAAAGUGCGAAGGAAAGGACGGUAACCCAGAAUGCAAAAGAACUUGGAGAGCAUGAUCUUGAGCAAGCUAUGAAGGAUUUUACUCAUAGAUCUGAGGCAGUGGAAUAUGAGAAGAGCCACGCGCCUGAAUGUAGUUUUGUAACCAAAGUCGAGAGUUCAGAGGAAACUGCAGAAAAAGGGGCAUUUAACACUGUACCUGUAAAGAAGAAAACUUGGACUGUGGGUGGGAUGGAAAGAAUUGGGAAAGAGGAGACAUGUAAGGAGAAUAGCGAAGUGACCGCGGAAGCUAUUUUUGACCCGGAUUUGAAAGAUUAUAAUGUACAUCCUGAGCGUUCAAAAAUACCUCCAUGGUAUGCUGCUCUUAGCCGCUCAGGGUCACAGAAGUCACAAACUAGUUGGAAGGAGACAGAUCUGAUUGAGGGAGAUUUGUCUGUGGAGUGGAUCCUUGACUCCGAUUUGCGGAUUUUCAAUAAGUGCCAGGAACUAGAUAAUAAGAACUCCGGAUCUGACCCUGGUCAACUUUGGCGUGCGUCUCAUGCACUGGGGAUUGAGGGUGUGGAAAUCAUUGACGGAAGAAGUGGUGGCUUGGAAGAAGUUCAAACAAACUCUGUACACGGGAAAGAAAUCAUUGACGGAAGAAGUGGUGGCUUGGAAGAAGUUCAAACAAACUCUGUACACGGGAAAAUUUCAGGCCUUGAUGUUAACGCAGAGGCACAUCCUUGGAAUGAGACCCCUGGUAUCAGUGUUGAUUCUCUGGAAAACAAGGAAGAAGGGUCAACGGCAGGGGAUAAGGAUGAUGAUAAGAGUGAAAAAUACGUCUCAAGCAAUCAGGUUCGCCAGGAAGAUGAACAUAAGAAGGCCAAAACCAUAGUGAGUUUGUUGCGAAAUAAAGCUUUGAAUAAAGUGACGAGUGUGAUUACGAAUGAGGGAGCGGUUUUAAAGAAGGAUAGUGGUGAGGCAGGCGUGGAAACUCUGCAGCUGCCGAUUCCUUACAGAGGAAGACCCAGCGCUGGCUGUCAGCUUAUGGUUGAGGCAUUUCUGAGAUCAAUGAUAAAACCAUGUCUCAAAGAGCUUAAGCAAUGGACUGCUCCUACCCGAUUAAGUGCAGCUCGGCUGCUUCACACACUAAUGAUAUUUGCAGAAGGAUUUGCGGAGGAUAACCUUGACAUACUAAUUCCAGCUUUUUGCAGUGCAGUGGGAGAUGAUGAUGUAAAAGUUGCAAAGCGAGUUGUUGCUACUACGCAUAUUGUCGGAUUUUAUGUGCCACCUAAGAAAUGGUUACCUCUGGUUCUAAAACCUUUGGGAAACAUAAAAACUAGUGACGCUCAGAGAGCACAUGUGCUUGUCGUUACUGCUGCGUUAUUGUAUGGCACACCUCGUAAAGCGAUGGAAGAGGAGCAUGUUGAACAGAUAUGUGAAAAGCUCUAUGGAAAAGAAGUUUGCUGCAGUGAACAUUCUUCUAUUCAGAAUCAGCUUCUUUCGGUGGUGAAUAACUUAGUUCAAGUUGCUGGAGCGUUAUGCACGUCCUCAUCCUUUAAUAUCUUCAUUUUUCUGCUUCGGUUGCAGCUUCAAAGUGUAGAAGGUGAUUACCAACUUCAACAAAGAGCAGGUCACGUCCUUAAAUCUUUUGCGCAAGUUUUGCGGAUGAAAUCUGUUCGAGAAUUUUAUGUACAACAUAUUCAUAGCAUGUUGGACAUUGUUACUGCUGAUCAUAAGCGCUGGUCGUCGGGCUCGCCAGGGAAUCAUUUGUUCCAAACUUUCAUGCGGAAUGCCGAUGACACUGUAGGUCCUUACCUGAAGUCUCUCAUGCCAUUGUUUCGUGUAUGCUUGCAAAACAACCAAGAUCCAGUUCUUCGAUUCAGCUUCUUGCAGCUCCUGAACGAGUCAUUUGAGAAGCAAGGGCUUGGAUCAUCGUGGUCUCCUCUUGCUCCAGACCUCGUUGGCAAACUUCUUACAUCAUGUGCUGUGUGGCGUGCAGGCAAGACAGAAGCUGCUAUACGUUGUGGUGCAAUGGUGGCGGUCGGAACAUUUCUAAAAAAAGACCUUUGUAGUCAGACACAGAUGCAAGAGAUCCUGAACAUGCCAGAGGGUUUUCUUCCUGUUGUAAAAACUUGCAUCGAUGAGGAUUAUUUUCUAGAUGUUCGACGUGCAGCCACCCAUGUGAUGUAUCACCUUAUUCGAAUUUCGGGCCCCACGUUAAACACUGAGGAGAGAACUAAACUUAUCAAAGUUCUCAUGAAGCGUGUGGAUGAUAGCAGCAACACCAUCCGAAUAGCUAUCCUGCCAGCUGUGGCAAUGUUCUUCACCACCAUGCCGUCUUCUUUUUGCGACUCUGAAGUGAAGGGUUUCGUUUCAUUCCUUGUAGCUCACAUUGAUGAUGUGAUUCCGAGUAUUCAGGAGGGUAUUUCUCAAGCAGUUGAGGCAUGUGCUUUGAAAAAACCUGAUCUGGUCAUAGAUUUUCUUAGCACUGUAGCUAUCAACCAGAGAAGCUCUCAAUAUAUUGAGGGGUUGCUUCGUUUAGCUAAUCAUGUGAAGAGGAAUUUUCCAUUAGACCCACUCUGCAAAAAUUAAUCUUGAUUACAUUUUCAUGUUUGUGGUCAACAGGGAACUCAAAGUUCAAGUGUAUGCAUAAACAUUAAUAAUGUCACAAUUGAUAUUAUGCGUUUUUUUUU
This is a messenger RNA of Physcomitrium patens, 4152 nucleotides long. RefSeq lists its product as uncharacterized. NCBI's taxonomy places the organism in Eukaryota, Viridiplantae, Streptophyta, Bryopsida, Funariales, Funariaceae. The record is from RefSeq and is a predicted model, not a curated record.